AGGAGGAGAGAGCUCUUCUCCAGGUACAGUUCUCCAGAGCUCCACUUCUCCAGCUCUCCAGCUCUCCCGGUGCAAAAUUCGGCUGAGCUGCUGAGAAAGAAAAAAAUAAGAAGAAGAAGAAGAAAAAAGAAAACUGUUUCGCGAGCACGAUCGGAUCCCCCAACCAAACAGAUCUCCAGGAGGACCACCUCUCCAUCCAUCUCCGCUUCUCAAGCGCUCAGGCUCCAGGAUUUGCUGGAGCGACGCGCAAAAAAACGGGACCAAGGAGGACUCGUCCAGGCAUCUCCAGCUCCAUCUCCAGCAGCUCCCGGAUCUGACAGGCACGGCUCUGCCGCUCCUCCAGCUCCAGCUCCAGCUCCAGCUCCACCUCGAUCUGCUGGUGUGUCCCGGGCUCCAGCGCCCCAGAUCUCGCAGCCCCAAGCGUCCAUGCUUUGACACGGCUCGGGGACGCGCGCACCAUGCCCGCCUGCGAGCGCCGGGGGAUGCGGCGGCGGGGCGACACCUGCCUGUGAGGCGCAGGAGGGGGGAGCCGGAUCUCCGCGGACCAUCAGCCCCGAGAUGUUCCUGCUCCCGGUGCUGCUGCUGCUGCUGCUGUGGCUCCUGUCGGGGACGGUGGCGGCGCCGUCGCUCACGGACGAGCAGUUGGACACGGGGGUGGAUUGGCUGAGCAAGUUUGGGUACCUCCCACCGCCGGACCCUGUGACCGGACAGCUGCAGACCAAGGAGGCUCUGACCAAAGCCAUCAAAGCCAUGCAGAAGUUUGGAGGCCUGGAGGAGACCGGCGUGUUGGACGAAGAGACCCUGGGCCUGAUGAAGACUCCACGCUGCUCUCUACCCGACCUCUCCGAGUCUGAAUCACCUUUGACCCGACGGAGACGUGCGCCGCCCUCCCAGUCCAAGUGGAGCAAGAGACACCUGUCCUGGAGGAUUCGGACCUUUCCCAAGGAGUCGCACCUGCUGGGCCGGGACACGGUGCGGGCGCUCAUGUACUACGCCCUGAAGGUGUGGAGCGACAUCGCGCCGCUCGACUUCCACGAGGUGGCGGGGAACCAGGCCGACAUCCAGAUCGACUUCACCAAGGCCGACCACAACGACGGCUACCCGUUCGACGGCCCCGGGGGCACCGUGGCGCACGCCUUCUACCCCGGGGACCGCCUCACCGCCGGGGACUCGCACUUCGACGACGAUGAGGCCUGGACCUUCAGGUCACCAGACGCCCACGGGAUGGACCUGUUCGCGGUGGCGGUUCACGAGUUCGGCCACGCCAUCGGCCUGGCGCACACCUCGGCCGUCGAGUCCAUCAUGAGGCCGUACUACCAGGGCCCCGUGGGCGACCCGCUCAAGUACCACCUCCCGUACGAGGACAAGGUCCGCGUCUGGCAGCUCUACGGGGUUCGAGACUCUGUGUCCCACACGGCACAACCCAACACCUCCCGCGGUACGGACCCCCCUGUACUGCUGGAUCUGCCGGAGAACCGCUCCGCUGUCCUGCCGGAACGCGACGCCCCCAACAGGUGCACCACUCACUUUGACGCAGUGGCCCAGAUCCGCGGAGAGGCUUUCUUCUUUAAAGGGAAGUACUUCUGGCGCCUGACGAGGGAGAAGCAGCUGGUGUCCCUGCGCCCGGUGCCGAUCCAUCGCUUCUGGAGGGGUCUGCCCACUUUCCUGGACAGUGUGGACGCCGUGUACGAGAGGCCCGGAGACCACAGGAUCGUAUUCUUCAAAGGGCUGAAGUACUGGGUGUUCAAGGAUAACAAUGUGGAGGAGGGCUACCCCCGGCCAAUCAGCGACUUCGGUUUGCCCACAGAUGGUGUGGACGCCGCCUUCGUGUGGCCACACAAUGACAAGACCUACUUCUUCAAGGACGGUCGCUACUGGCGCUACGACGACUACGUGCACCGCAUGGACCUGGGCUACCCCAAGGACAGCACGCUGUGGAAGGGGGUCCCGCCCCAGCUGGACGACGCCAUGCGCUGGUCCGACGGGGCCUCCUACUUCUUCAAGGGGGCUGAGUAUUGGCGGGUGGCGGGCAGCGGCAUGGAAGUGGAGGACGGCUACCCACGGCCCAUCGGCAAGGACUGGCUGGUGUGUGCAGAUAUGCUGUCAGACUCUCCUGCCCCGGAGACAAACGGCACAGAGACACACCCUCGGGGACGGCACCGUGCCAGCCACGCAGGUAGCAACUAUGAGGUGUGCUCCUGCACCUCCGACUCAGCCACGGCCCUACGGCCGCGCCUCUUUGAGGCCCCACUGUUGCCUGUGGCCCAGCUCUCCUCCCUCGGACUGCUGGUCCCUCUCUGGACGAUAGCAGCGGCCAUUCGUUGGCCCGUGUGACGGGAGCCUCCUGAACUCACACAACCCCAGACGGAGUGAAUCAUCCCGGCUUGGUACCUUCUGCUUGCUUCUGUUUGCUGUUCU
This is a messenger RNA of Scleropages formosus (Asian bonytongue), 2418 nucleotides long. Its product is annotated as matrix metalloproteinase-17-like. The coding region runs from base 559 to 2334 and encodes 591 amino acids. The transcript has 10 exons. Gene Ontology annotation, molecular function: metalloendopeptidase activity; zinc ion binding. Gene Ontology annotation, cellular component: extracellular matrix. Gene Ontology annotation, biological process: extracellular matrix organization; collagen catabolic process; proteolysis. NCBI's taxonomy places the organism in Eukaryota, Metazoa, Chordata, Actinopteri, Osteoglossiformes, Osteoglossidae. The record is from RefSeq and is a predicted model, not a curated record.